This is a messenger RNA of Myripristis murdjan (pinecone soldierfish), 2992 nucleotides long. It is a transcript of the gene fscn2b, whose product is annotated as fascin actin-bundling protein 2b, retinal. Lineage: Eukaryota; Metazoa; Chordata; Actinopteri; Holocentriformes; Holocentridae. The record is from RefSeq and is a predicted model, not a curated record. Gene Ontology annotation, molecular function: actin filament binding; protein-macromolecule adaptor activity. The coding region runs from base 116 to 1588 and encodes 490 amino acids. Gene Ontology annotation, cellular component: cytoplasm; actin cytoskeleton. The transcript has 7 exons. Gene Ontology annotation, biological process: cell migration; establishment or maintenance of cell polarity; actin filament bundle assembly.
GGGAGAGGCAGAAUUACAUGAGGAUAUAUCCUCGGUGAAAGAAACCUCUUAAAUCUGGGAGCUGGAAUUGGAGCCACAGAAACUACAGAGAGGAAGCCACAAAACCACAGUCAGGAUGCCUGCUAAUGGGAAUAGUCCCCUGAAGCUGCAGUUUGGACUCAUCAACCAUGAGAGUCGCUACCUCACUGCUGAGACCUUUGGCUUCAAGGUAAAUGCAUCAGCGCCCAGCCUGAAGAAGAAGCAGAUAUGGACACUAGAGCAGGACUCCCAGGACUCCCAGGUGGUCUACCUGCGCAGCCACCUGGGCCGCUACCUGGCUUCCGACAAAGACGGCAAGGUCACCUGCGAGGCUGAUGGGCGCAAUUCUGACUGCCGCUUCCUCAUCGUGGCUCAGUCGGACGGCCGCUGGGCUCUACAGUCCGAGCAAUACCUUCGCUUCUUUGGUGGGUCCCAAGACUACCUGUCCUGUUUUGCCCAGGUCAUCACCGACGCCGAGCUGUGGGCGGUCCACUUGGCACUCCACCCACAAGCCAAUUUGCUGUCCGUGGCCCGCAAACGCUACGCCCACCUCUCUGAGGAGGAUGGGGAGAUUGCCGUAGACCGAAACAUCCCGUGGGGCGUGGCGGCGCUCUUGACCCUCGUCUACCUGGACGGGAAGUACUGCCUGAAGACCUGCGACAGCCGCUUCCUCAGCAAUGAUGGAAAGCUGUUGGCCCAGAGCAGCAAGACGACGGCAUACACACUGGAGCUGAAAUGCGGAAAGCUGGCCUUUAAAGACUGUGAGGGGAAGUACCUGUCACCCAUGGGGCCAACAGGCACCCUGAGAUCUGGACGCUGCUCCAAGCCAGGCAAAGAUGAGCUGUUUGACCUCGAGGAGAGCCACCCACAGGUGGUUCUGAUGGCAGCCAAUGGGCGUUACGUCUCCAUAAGACAAGGAGUGAGCCUUGCAGCCAAUCAGGAGGACGAGACGGACAUGGAGACGUUCCAGAUGGAGAUUGACAAGGAAACCAAGAAGUGUACGUUCAGAACGAGCCAGGGCAACUACUGGGCUCUAGUGGCCCAUGGAGGCAUCCAGAGUACGGCCACUGAAGCGUCAGCAAACACCAUGUUCGCAAUGGAGUGGCUUGGCCACAGGGUGGCACUAAAAGCCAACAAUGGAAAAUAUGUUUGUACCAAGAAGAAUGGACAGCUACUGGCUGUCAGUGACUCCAUUGGUGAGGAUGAGCAGUUGACUCUGAAGUUGAUCAACCGGCCCAUGCUGAUCCUGAGAGGAGAGACGGGUUUCAUCUGCCAUCACAGGAACUCCAACACUCUGGAUGCUGGCCGUUCAGUCUAUGACAUCUUCAGCUUGCACUUCAGUGAUGGAGCUUACCACAUUAAAGGUGUGAGCGGGCGGUUCUGGUACGUGAACAGCGCCGGCUUGGUGUGCUCAGACGGUGAAACCCCUGAAGAUUUUACCCUGGAGUUCCCGGAGCAUGGCCGAAUCGCCAUCCGGGGCAAAAAUGGCAAAUACCUGCGCGGAGACCAGGGAGGCACGCUGAAGGGGGAUGGACUCGGCCCCAACAGCUCGGCCCUGUGGGAAUACUGAUCUGGGAGUGCAGCAGACAUGAGGCCAGCUCCGUUUGACGCAUCUCGAGGUAGAGGUGAUCAGCCACUAAUCACCUCAGUGGCAUUUAGAGGUAGAGGACAGCUGUUUAUCAGUGACUAGGUGCGGUCUCUACCAAUUUUCUUCCACUCCUUUCCUCCUCCCAGUGGCACACAAGGACUUAAAGAGAAACAGACUCAUACUGGGGGAGAGAGUGUGAGGAGAAACUGACCAGGCAUGAUCAGCCAAGAAGAGUCUAGACAGAUUGAAUCAUGUUUGGAGUCAGAGCCUGUUUUCAAAACAGCAAUACUGGUGUGAAUGAACCUUUUUAGAGUUGUUGUGUUUUUCCCCCUCUUUUCCCACAGUGAGCAUUCAGUGAAAGAUGAAAUUUUCAGAUGAUUCUGAAAUAUUCACACUAGCAUACAUACAAAUGCAUAGUGCUGAUUUCGAUUUCAUAAAGACCAAUUUAUUCCUCCUCCUCAUAACAAGACAGAUUUCUUAACCCUUCUGGCAAUUUCUAAAGGCCAGACCUGUAACUGUUCUUUUAGCUGAUUUUUUUUUUUUUUUAUUAUUUAUUUUAAAUCUUUUCAGAGCAUCCUUGUUACACUGCACUGUGCUGAAACGGAUUAUUCUAGUCUAUCAAUUAGUCUAGACUAUUCUAUUAUUCUUUUGUUAAUCAAUUCAUCAUUUAAUAUAUACAGUGUCAAAAAUAAUGACAAAUGCUCAUGGGAAAUUAGCAGAGCCCAAAGUAAUAUCUUCAAAUUGCUUCCUAGCCUGACCAGCAGCCACAAAACCAAAACUAUUAAUUUUUUUAACAAGAUGACUUGAGAAAAGACAAAAAUCUUUCUAUUUAGUCAGUUGAGCCGAAAUCAGCAAAUGUUUGGGAUUUUUACUCGAUAAAGACCUAGCAAUUAAUUGAUUAUAACAAUUCAAUUUCCUGUCCAUCAAUUAAUCGACUAAUCGUUUCAGAAUUUUCCUUUGUAUCGUCCCGGCCAUUUUGCCAAUGCUGACAUUUAAUAUGUGAGUGACCGCGUGCAUCGAUUGGUGUCUAAUGACUUACAGGCAAAAGCUGACACUUGUUGCUCAGUUAAUGAGUGCUCCAAGAAGAAACCGGGUGCCAUUUGAGCCAGACCAAGUCACCAUUAUGAGUGAAGUCACCUUAGUCAGGUGUGCGUCAUUACCACGGUAGUAUUGUCAGAGGAUGCAUAUUAGCAGACGAGAAUGAUUGGGUUUCUAGCAUGCAACCAAGUAACAGCAGACUGUAACUAAGACUCAUGUAGACGGAGUGCUAAUGUGCUGAUUUACAGCCUGCUGAAUUUUUCAUUUGUCCUUCUGUUAUGUUUUACAGCAAUGUUUCUUUCUUUACUCUUUUAUGAUCGUGGAAAUAAAACCCAUCUUGAAUGACAA